This is a messenger RNA of Protopolystoma xenopodis, 435 nucleotides long. Lineage: Eukaryota; Metazoa; Platyhelminthes; Monogenea; Polystomatidea; Polystomatidae. The record is from the annotation of a GenBank genome assembly.
AUGUCUGCGAUUCUGAAUGUGAUUCUUCGUCUCACUUCCACCUUGCCUCACUUUCGCCUUCUACUUUUUGCCCUCUACUCAUCACUCAUCAAUUGCCGUGUAUGUCUCUCCGGUUGCCUCGUUCAUCUCGCCAUUCAACACCGGCUCCAGCUGCAUGAGAACCAGGUUAGCCACAUCGAGAUGAUCCGCCUUCGAAACCCAUGGGGCAAUGACCGUGAAUGGUCUGGUGCCUGGAGUGAUCAGUCCUCCGAGUGGCGUCGUAUACCUGCAGAGGAGCGCCGGCGCAUCGGGCUCACGUUUGAUCAUGAUGGCGAAUUUUGGUACUUGGUCAAGUCACUUUUCCUCUCUAAUGUAACUGAUCCCAAGUCACAAGCACACACAAACAAUUGUGAGUGCAUUUCGAUUUACUCUGGUUAUAUACUAAAUAGAUCUUGA